AUAAUGUUGACAGAAGGGACCCGAGAGUUCCGACAGUGUGUCAGGUUUUUCUGAAAUUCAGUCAAAAAAAGUAGAAAUUCGCAAUAUUUCCACAACAAUUCGCGUAAAAAACUAUUCGGAACGUUUAAGCGAUCGCAUAUCAUUCAAGUGUUUUUGAAGUUCGGCUGCCAGAAUCGAAUUCAAGAAGAAUUUAAUUGUUUUACAAAAAAAAAAAUUUGUGUACACCGAAGAAGAAUACACGCGUAUUUUUAUCGACAUCGACGCUUUAGUCGCAUUAAAAAAUGGCUGGUCGAUUUGAUCAAGGUCAACGACAACAAAAACCUCCACCAACCGAGCCACCAUAUCUGGCGUUUGUUGGUAAUUUGCCGCAAGGACUUGUGCAGGGCGAUGUCAUGAAAAUAUUCGAAAAAAGCAAUGUGUGCGUACGGAAUGUACGUUUGGUCAAAGAUAAGGAAACCGAUCAGUUCAAGGGAUACUGUUACGUCGAAUUUGACACUCAACAGGAUUUGACGGAUGUAUUGAAAUUGGAUGGACGUAUUCAGCUCGAGGAAUCGCUUGCCCCUCUUCGCAUUGAUGUGGCCGAGCAGAGGAAAGAUCGAGGUGGCUUUAACAAACGAGGCGGAACCAAUCAAAAUCGUGGACAAGGUGGAAACGGUGGUUUUACUAGAAGACAACCAGGAUCUGAUUACAAUAAUCAGUAUCCUCCACAACAACAGCAACAGCAAGGACGAGGAGAAUACAGAGAUGAUAAUAGGAAUCGUGGUGGUAAUGGCGGUGGCGGUGGUGGCGGCAGCUACAAUGGUGACCGUAACAAUCGAGGACGGUACGGUAAUAAUUUCAACGAUGAAGGACGAAGAGGAGGUCAUUAUAAUGAUCGUGGAAAUCGGGAAGGAAGCUACGGUGGUCAGAGUCGAGAAGGUGGUGGUGGUUACUACAAUCGAUCGAGGGAUGGUCCGCGGGAUGGACCACCAAGAAAUAGUGAAAGGCCGGCUGCUGCUAGCACUAUAAAUGAUGAAGACCGGCCCCGUUUGAAUUUAAAACCGCGUACUAUUGCCGAUCCGCUAAAUGCUUUAGCUGAGACGAAACAAGCAGCUUCUAUAUUUGGUGCAGCCAAACCUCGCGAGGAAAAAAUCAAGGAAGCUUCAGAAUAAUUUAUUAGAAAACACUAACUGUAGUUCGUCAAACCAACAACAACAACAAAAGGAAAAUAAUUGAAAACGAAAAAAAAAACACAAAAAACAAAA
Messenger RNA from Bradysia coprophila, 1244 nucleotides. It is a transcript of the gene eIF4H1, whose product is annotated as eukaryotic translation initiation factor 4H1. NCBI's taxonomy places the organism in Eukaryota, Metazoa, Arthropoda, Insecta, Diptera, Sciaridae. The record is from RefSeq and is a predicted model, not a curated record. Gene Ontology annotation, molecular function: RNA binding.